AUGUUUUUAAAACAAAUCGACCUUACAACCGCCCUCAGGCCAUCCUAUCUUCCCGACGAAGUGCUUCUCUUUGUCCAGGACAACGUGGGCCUCUAUGAGGGGAAAUACAAAUUACCAAACCAGCAGAAUGGACAGGUCUACCUGACCUCGCAUCGAAUAUGCUACGUUGACAAGCAGGAGCCUCGAAAGCAUUCCGUCGCCCUAGACCUGAAAGAUGUAGAGAGAUAUGAAUUCUACGCAGGGUUUCUGAAGUCGUCGGCGAAAGUAACCCUCAUCCCCAAGCCUGCUAAACGGGGAUCGCUUCAGUCUAGAGCGGCCGCCGCGACUUCAACCGUCUCUCGUACCAACGGCGCGUCUCCCUUGUCGAAGCCCGAUUCGGCAUUCCGGUCCUCAUCCGCCAGCUCGGCACAGGCCGGUUUAGCGACAUGGAUCUGUACAAUAUGUAGUUUCCCGAACCCCGUUCCAUCCAAUUUUGACCCCACGACCGCCAAUGCGCACACGCCGUUGCCUUCAUGCCUGGCGUGCGGCAUCAGGCCGGAAUUGACUCAUGUGCUAAAGGCUGCUAUAUCGAACGUCGCGAGUAGACAGGUAGCCGCCUCCGGGUCUACACCUCAGUCACCGUUUCUAGUUCCUUCUCAGGUGCAGAGUCUAGGUCUAGGGUCUGACGGUCUAGAAACGGGCUCUGCAACCGCGGGACUAGGCACUGGCUCAACAAGCACUGACGGAUUCCAAUGCCCGCGCUGCACCUUUCUCAAUCACCCCUCUCUCCUCUCCUGCGAGAUUUGCGGUGCGCCCCUUAUAUCCCAUGAUGUCCCCAUCCAAGUGGCGCAGAGCGAGCCACGGACGGACUCCCCGGGACCCAUGCUCAAUCUCGCCAAUGUUGCAGGCUUAGAGAACCCUGAAAGUGUCAAGGUUUCGUUCAGGAACGGAGGCGAGAAGAUAUUCUACGAGCGACUCAAGAGCUCCAUGACCCAACGUAAAUGGCUGUUACAAGAAGCGCCCCCGGUACCCAAAAUUAAGGCAGGCGCCGACGACCCUCGAAGAGACUCGCUAUUGAAGCCGGGAUCAGGUUCGGUGAGAAAAAAGACAGCCGGAAUCGCAGGGCUAGAGCAGAUGGGCCUCGAUCGACGUAAAAAUAACGAACUGGUGAUCGGGAGCGCUUUCGAGGAUCUAGAGGCUCUGAUGGCAUCGGCUAAAGAAAUCGUAGCGCUUGCAGAGUCCUUCUCACGACAAGUGAACGGCGGCUCUGAGAAGGCGACUUCCGAAGCCAAUGCCUUGCUUGCCGAGUCUGCGAGCCAGCUGGGACUUGUGACCACGAAGGACAUCGUCGGCGGCGGAAGCAGCUCGGGAUCAGAGAGCCUUUAUUUAUCCGAACUAUCUAGAAACCUGGCGGAGUUCCUGACCGACGACGCGAGAGGCGUGCUCAGGAAAGCUGGCGGUAUCAUCAGCUUAGUCGAUCUGUGGGCUAUGUUUAACCGCGCUCGCGGGGGUGUUGAACUCGUUAGUCCUAACGAUUUCGAGAAGGCCGCUCGCCUAUGGGGCAAACUGAAACUACCAGUACGACUACGCACAUUCAAGAGUGGCGUGAUGGUGGUCCAGAGUCGUGAUCGAACAGAUGGGACUACAAUCAAAGCCUUGCUGGCCUGGCUUCGCGAUUUACAUGACAUCCCUCCGGAUAGAGAAGUGUCGUGGGACUGGCAAGAAUUUGGACGUGGCGUGACGGCACAGGAUGCUGCCGAGCGAUUUGGAUGGAGCAUCGGCGUCGCGGAAGAAGAACUCGAAAUGGCAGAAGAGAGGGGCGCUCUCUGCCGCGAGGAAGGCAUAGAAGGACUCAAGUUUUGGGAAAACUACAUCGAUACAGGGGAAUACCGAAAUCGACGACGGCCGCCCACUGACGCAGACAAAAUUGUCGAGGCUUUGAACGCGGUUGGCCUUCUUUAGAGCAUAAUAGAAAGUGAUAUUUCCUGUUUCGUGACGCAUACCCUGCUUACUACUAAAAUUUGGCUGAUCUAUUAAAGCAGAAUUCGCCAACUCCAGCCUUCGAAUUCGUCUGAGACUGUUGCUCUGAAUCGGGCACCUUGCGUAACCGUAAAUUUCGGGCGU
Messenger RNA from Durotheca rogersii, 2103 nucleotides. RefSeq names its product Vps36-domain-containing protein. The record is from RefSeq and is a predicted model, not a curated record. Gene Ontology annotation, molecular function: phosphatidylinositol-3-phosphate binding; ubiquitin binding. Bases 1 to 1941 code for a protein of 646 amino acids. The transcript has 3 exons. Gene Ontology annotation, cellular component: ESCRT II complex; late endosome membrane. Gene Ontology annotation, biological process: protein transport to vacuole involved in ubiquitin-dependent protein catabolic process via the multivesicular body sorting pathway. NCBI's taxonomy places the organism in Eukaryota, Fungi, Ascomycota, Sordariomycetes, Xylariales, Xylariaceae.